AUCUCAAUUAUAGAGUACAAUGUCGUGUAACUAGCAAUCUCUCAGGCAUUAAGAAACUUCAUGCUCAUCUUCUCACAACAGGCUUACUCUUUGCCUCCCAUGAUUUCCACACCCAACUCAUUGCUACAUAUCAUGCAUGCCUUCCUAAGAAUAACAACAACCUUCAAUCACUCAACAAUUUCUUCCAAUGCAUCAACGCCACCAACCCAUUACACUUCAACGUCCUAAUAUCUGAUUUCUGUCACAAAGGUUUCCCCUUUCUCGCUCUCACGGCCUUCUCCUUUAUGCACACCAACGGUGUUCCCUUGGAUACCUACGCUUUGUGUAGCACUUUGACGGCUUCCUCUAAAGUCAAACACGUUCAUUUUGGGAAACAGAUACAUGCCCUUGUAGGAAAAUCAGGUUGGUCUUCUAGUGUGUUUGUGGGCAGUGCUCUCAUUGAUUUGUAUUCCAAAUUGUCCAAUGUAAAAGAUGCAGCCGUUGUGUUUGAUGAAAUUCCUGAGAAGAACUCUGUCUGUGCCAAUGCACUUUUGUCGGGUUAUGGCGAGGCAGGGUUAUGGAUUGAGGAACUUGAACUUGUUAGGAAGAUGCCCGAGUUGAAACUAAAGUAUGAUCAGUUCACACUAUCAGCAGCUUUACGGGCAUGCACUGGAUUAUCUGCGGUUGAAUUGGGUAGGCAACUGCAUGGUUACUUGCUCCGUACGACACCUGAUGUAGAGAGUGAUGUGUUUCUUCAGAGCGCAUUGAUUGAGAUGUAUGGCAAGUGUGGCUUGGUAAAGAAGGCUUGGCAAGUCUUCAAGUUGGUUGGAAUGGAGAACAGAAAAGAAAGAAGCAGAGACGUUGUGUUGUGGACUUCCAUGCUUGGUGUUUAUGGUAGGAAUGGACAUUACAAGGAAGUUAUUGAUUUGUACAAUGAUAUGUUGGUGGAAGGAAUCAGACCAGAUGGUAUAGCGUUCCUGACAGUGAUCUCAGCUUGUGCUCGCACAGGAGAAGUACACGCCGGUGUCAAGUAUUUUGAAUCAAUGACUAAUGAUUUCAAGUUAGAUCCUGGUCCAGAGCAUUACAGUUGCCUAGUUGAUUUGCUUUGUAGGGCUGGUGAAUUGCAGAAGGCAUGGGAAUUACUAAAUGAGACGCUUUAUACGGGAACGGGAAAUUGUGUGGUGUCAAUGUGGGGAGCUCUACUCAGUGCUUGUGUGGAUCGUGGGAAUAUAGAGCUGGGCAAAUUGGCAGCUCAGAGAGGUCUUGAGUUGGAUCCUCAAAAUGCUGGGAUAUGCAUUAUGCUAUCAAAUUUGUAUGCCCGAUUUGGUAUGUGGGAUGAGAUUGGACAGUUAAGGGUAUUGAUCAAAGCAAGAGGGUUAAGAAAAGAUGUUGGAUGCAGUUGGGUUCAGGUGACUAGCUAGUUGAAUCAGUUGGAAACCAUUUCAUGUGAUGCUGCCUUUUGAAGCUUGCUCAUGGGUCUACUCCAAAUUAUAAUGACGCCCAUCAUCACAGUCACAACAGGAAAUGAAUGAUCCAUUAGUCUGGGGUAAAAGAAUGUGAGACAUUUUGCUAAGGAUUAAAAAAAGGUGAUACAUUUGUCUAGACGUUAGAACAUAUUUAGUACUGAGAAGAACAACAAUGUGGCAUAUUUUUCCUUGGUGGUAACCGUAAACUAGAACUCAACUCAACCUGUCUUCUUUAAUAGUCAAACCCGCCAAAACCUCCCUAAACCACCACCC
This is a messenger RNA of Abrus precatorius (Indian licorice), 1718 nucleotides long. RefSeq names its product putative pentatricopeptide repeat-containing protein At3g23330. The coding region runs from base 285 to 1400 and encodes 371 amino acids. The transcript is spliced from 2 exons. Lineage: Eukaryota; Viridiplantae; Streptophyta; Magnoliopsida; Fabales; Fabaceae. Gene Ontology annotation, biological process: RNA modification. Gene Ontology annotation, molecular function: protein binding; RNA binding. The record is from RefSeq and is a predicted model, not a curated record.